Messenger RNA from Rhinichthys klamathensis goyatoka, 994 nucleotides. RefSeq names its product DENN domain-containing protein 4B-like. Gene Ontology annotation, cellular component: cytoplasmic vesicle; ESCRT I complex. The transcript has 5 exons. Gene Ontology annotation, biological process: regulation of Rab protein signal transduction. NCBI's taxonomy places the organism in Eukaryota, Metazoa, Chordata, Actinopteri, Cypriniformes, Leuciscidae. The record is from RefSeq and is a predicted model, not a curated record. The coding region runs from base 169 to 981 and encodes 270 amino acids.
UGCGUGAUGGCGGAGCGCGGAGACGGUCGAUCCACGCAGUGACACUCGAACCCGAACCGGUACCGACCGGCCCGAGGGACAGCUGAGAGAGUCAGUCGCUGUGAGCCGAAGCUUCAGGAUGAGAUGAGAGCCGCACUGCUGUCGCUGAGUGGUGUUUAGAGCGGCGUGAUGGCGGAGGAGCGAUGCCCGCAGCUGGUGGAUUACUUCGUGGUGGCGGGUCUGGCGAGCGACUCUUCCCCGCGGGUCGAGGAGGCUCAUCAGAGGGGCAUUCGCGCUCUGCAACCCGUCACGGAUCUCGCUGUGAUCGCCCGCGGCCUCGGAGAGGACGUCCCCGAGGGCUUCACAUGCAUCGAGAAAACACAAGCAGGCCAUCCGGCGGAGCUGAGCGCGGGACUGAUGAACAACACACACAUGUUCCUGUGCUACCGGAGAGGACACGACAAGCCUCCCAUCGUAGAGCUCGGUGUGCUGUACGAGGGCAAGGACCCGGUGCGCCCGGGAUGGCAUCUGAUCGAGACGACCCCGUACAGCCGGUCGGCCAGCCUGAGCUCCAGCGGCCCCGGGACACACAGAACCUUCCUGAUGUUCCGCCGGGCCCCGGACUCUCAGGCGCUGAACACACUCGGCGUGACCGAGAUCUCGCUGCUGAUGCCCAGCAAGGGCGAGACGGCACCGCACACUUACUGCCGAGUGGACAAGAACCUCAACACUGGCAUGUGGGGUCCCGCGCUGUAUCUUUGCUACAAGCGUUCAGUGUCUAAAGCAAACGCUCUGGUGUACGAAGCAGGUCUGAUCAGCCGGUAUCCCGAGGAGGAUCUGGAGUCGUUUCCUCUGCCAGAUUCAGUGCCGGUGUUCUGCCUCCCGAUGGGAGUGUCGGUGGAGAGCUGGCCACUCAACACCAAAUACCAGCUGCCCGUCUUCUCCACCUUCGUCCUCACCAGCGCCUCCGGAGACAAGGUGAGUGUGUGUGUGUGUGUGUGAGAGAGUGAGUGAG